GACCAACGUUCCCCAGUCGGGUUCAGGGUUUCGGAGCAGUCAGGGUUAAUUUCCGCCCAGCGGUUCAUGUUAAGUAGCUCUCAACUUUUCCUCCGUCGACAGUCGUCGCCAUGUCCAACAAUAAUGCAAGCAACAACUUAAUCAUCGCUCAAAGGGCUGUGAAGCAGCUCCGGCUAGAGGCCAGUAUCCGGAGGAUCAAGGUGUCCCAGGCGGCAGCCGAGCUCAGGAACUUCUGUCUUCAAAAUGCCUCCAAGGACCCUCUCCUGGUGGGGGUCCCCUCCAGUGAUAAUCCCUUCAGACCCCCCAAAUCCUGCUCCCUUUUCUAAGCAGAGAGAACCGUGGAGGAUUUCUGAAUUUAUCUGUCGAUGGCUUUCUCCACUCCCACUUGAAGUCGAUGGGGAUUGACCAGCUGCUCCUCUUGGGAAAAUGCAACAUGGGACUGAUGGGUUUGGGGAACUUUUCCACUUGUUUGCCAAAAUGAAUGGUAUAAUAACUACAAUCUGUUACACUAAUGCAGGGCCAAACUCUACAUGUCAGAAAACAAAAAUAUUAUGACACUAACUUGACUAAUGAUUAAGCCUUUCUUAGUUCAUCCACUACUUUACAUGUCUGGUUUGGAUUUACUGCACUAAUAGUGUCUGUCUCCAGGCAGUAAAACUCAGCCGUUAUGAUUGGCUGCUGAAUAAAAAUUCCUCUUGUGUUGUGUGGCAGAUGGAGCAACUAUCAAACAUUAAUUUAAACCAGGUGCUGUUAAUGAAUAUUAUAUAUGAACUGCGUUUCAUAUUGUGGCCAAAUGACAUAAUGUUAGCUUUUGAGCUAAACUUAACAGUGUCUUAAACUAUUUAUGUAUUAAUGGUGUUACUAUUUGGAGGUACAACAAGCGGUACAAACUCAUCAGUGCAGAUAUGGGACUGUCUGAUAACCUUUAAUCUUGUCUUCUGUAGAUACUUAACAGCCUUAAGACUGAUUUUUAUUAGGCCUACCUUUACUUUCAAGUCUAUAAAGACUCUGUGACGAGUUUUUAACUGGUUACGAAAUAGAAUGAAAUUAAUGCUGAUGCCUUUUUAUGACCCACAAAACCCACUGUCACCAACAGUGACAAGACUGACCACAUCUAUGUAUUCAUUUUUAAUGGCUGAAACUUCUGCCCCAGGGUAGGUGUAAACAAAGUGAUAUAGUGCACUCUAAACAAAACAGCCUGUUUCAAGUUUUCCUCAGGAAAUAUUCAAAGCGAGUGAUAUAAUAGUUGGCAUAAAGCAGGGUGAUAUCUUUGUCUGAAAAUUCUGCUUACACAUGUACAAAAUAAGAUCAGCGGGAAAAUACAAGAGGUACAGUUUUGUCCACAGGGGGGCGCCAAAAUUGACACAAACCAAAAGUUCCUCACAGGAGCUUUAAUGUAUAAAAGAAAUGUCAUGGUCUUUAAGUAUGUAAGAAAUGAAACCUGGUAGUACAUUAAUAUAUAUCAUAAUAUAUACACACAACAGGCAAAAUCACACUUGUUCCAAUAUAAUUAAAAAAUCUAAAUAUUUCUGAGUGAAUAAUGCUGCAGUGACUUGUUGCAUUCAUUGUUUUUCACGCUGGACUCAGAUUCCAAUCAACUUAACUUUUAACAAGUUAGCCUGCCUCUUUCCUACCUUUGCUACUGUUGGCAACCUUUAAGAAAUUAAAUACUUAUUUUGGACACUGAAGAAGUGCUGUUUGUGAUUUCUGACUAUGAAUUGAACUCUUCCAUUUGUCUUUUUGAAUUACUAAAUAAACUUGUUUCAAUCUGA
This is a messenger RNA of Labrus mixtus (cuckoo wrasse), 1772 nucleotides long. RefSeq lists its product as uncharacterized. NCBI's taxonomy places the organism in Eukaryota, Metazoa, Chordata, Actinopteri, Labriformes, Labridae. Bases 111 to 326 code for a protein of 71 amino acids. The record is from RefSeq and is a predicted model, not a curated record. Gene Ontology annotation, biological process: G protein-coupled receptor signaling pathway. The transcript is spliced from 3 exons. Gene Ontology annotation, molecular function: G-protein beta-subunit binding. Gene Ontology annotation, cellular component: heterotrimeric G-protein complex.